AUCACGCGGGAGCUGAUCCGGAAGCGCGCGGAGCACAACGAGGGCGUCAUCAGCACGCUCGAGGAGCUGACGCUGCACCAGGAGGAGCUCCUCGCGAUCGCGCCGUGCCUCGGCACGAUCUGCCGGAAAUUGAAGAUCCUGUACCUCCAGAACAACAUCAUCUCGAAGAUGGAGAAUUUGCACCACAUGAAGGAUUUGGAGUACCUCAAUCUGGCGCUGAACAACAUCUCGAAGGUCGAGGGUUUGGACAAGUGCGAGUUCCUGAACAAGUUGGACCUGACGGUGAACUUCGUGGACGUCGACGCGUUGGAGGAAUCCAUGGACAACCUGGCGAGCCGGAUUCAUCUUCGGGACCUCUACAUGAUGGGCAACCCGGCCCAGGUCGACUGGCCGGGCUUCAAGAAUUACGUCGUCGCGCGGCUGCCGCAGCUGAAAUUCGUCGACGGCGAACCGAUCACGCGCGGCGUCCGCAUCGUCGCGGAGCAGCAGCUGCCCAAGCUCAGCGUCGAGCUGCGGGGCCUGGCGGCGGCCAAGGCCGCGGAAAAAAAGGCCAAGGCGCCCGUGGACUACCGCGACCUCGACGUCGACGAGGCCGCGCCCUACACGCCGGAGGUCCGCACGAAAAUGUACGAGGAGGUCGCGGAGCAGAAGGCCGAGAAGGACCACAAGCAGAACGCCAUGAAGCCCAAGGAGCGCGACUACGAGAAGGAGCAGGCCAAGGCCGUCGCCAAGGCCCGGGAGCGGGAGGAGCGCGGCGCGAUCCAGCAGUGCAACCAGGGCAAGUGGGAGUUCCACUGGGACGAGGAGUCGAAGCCCGGCUUCGUGGUCCUGGACGUCCACGUCCAGCGCCACCUCGACUCGUCGCUGAUCGAUUUGGACGUGCACCCGCACUACGUCUCCGUCGUCAUCAAGUCGAAGACGCUGCGCCUCGCGCUGCCCGCGGAGGUCAAAGCGUCGGACGCCAAGGCGCAGCGGUCGAAGACGACGGGCCACCUCGUCGUCACCAUGCCCAAG
Molecule: messenger RNA, 1014 nt
Organism: Aureococcus anophagefferens
Lineage: Eukaryota; Pelagophyceae; Pelagomonadales; Pelagomonadaceae
Exons: 1
Cellular component (GO): cytoplasm
Molecular function (GO): protein binding
Source: RefSeq, a predicted model, not a curated record